AUGAGGGCACGCGAUCACCGACCUAAUGGCUAUGUUUACUGGGGGGGGGGGGAUGACGAGAUUCCCGACCGGGUGCCGGGACAGGUAGCUUCCACCGAUAUUAACAAGCCUUGGACCAUGUUUUUUGAUGGGUCGUCAUAUGAUACUGUCGGAGGAGUGGGAGUAGUGUUCGAAGCACCACAAGGAGAAUUUCUCUCAUAUUCAUUCAAGUUGGACUUCCCCUACAGUAAUAAAGUCGCCGAAUAUGAAGCUUUGAUCCUAGGGCUCAGAAUGGCUAAGGAGCUUGACUUGGAAGGCGUCGAGAUAAAAGGUGACUCGAGGUUGGUGACUAACCAAGUCAACGGGGAUUUCCACGUCAAAGAGCCACAUUUAGCUCCAUAUCAAGCAGAGGCUCAAAACCUGAUAAGUCAGACAGGGUCGACCCUAGAUCAUACAGGCAGAGGCAAGAACAAACACGCAGAUGCCCUGGAAACACUAGCUAGCAAGAUACAGCUAAACGAUAAGGAAGAGGGUACGGUAACAGUUAGAAGGAAGGAGCUGGCCAGCACCUGGAAAGAAGACAUGGCCUUCGAAGAGGCAGAUGAUUGGAGGCGGACUUACAUCGACGAUCUGACCAAAAUGGAGGAGGAUCGUUUAAUACCUACCCAAACUCUGAACAAUUCGUAUUGA
Papaver somniferum (opium poppy) is the source of this 669-nucleotide messenger RNA. RefSeq lists its product as uncharacterized. The transcript has a single exon. Gene Ontology annotation, molecular function: nucleic acid binding; RNA-DNA hybrid ribonuclease activity. The coding region runs from base 1 to 669 and encodes 222 amino acids. NCBI's taxonomy places the organism in Eukaryota, Viridiplantae, Streptophyta, Magnoliopsida, Ranunculales, Papaveraceae. The record is from RefSeq and is a predicted model, not a curated record.